Molecule: messenger RNA, 2538 nt
Organism: Rhodamnia argentea
Lineage: Eukaryota; Viridiplantae; Streptophyta; Magnoliopsida; Myrtales; Myrtaceae
Product: auxin response factor 1
Exons: 16
Coding region: 281-2308 (675 amino acids)
Biological process (GO): response to hormone; regulation of DNA-templated transcription
Cellular component (GO): nucleus
Molecular function (GO): DNA binding; protein binding
Source: RefSeq, a predicted model, not a curated record
GCUUCAACCAAACAGAACAGACAGAAAAGACUAUGAACGCUGUCUCUUCGCUUUUCCUUGAAACAAUUGAUAUUUUCCCCCAUUUUUCUCCCUCCGCUUGAAUCCCAAUCCGACCACCCCACUUGCUCGCUCUUCGGACAAUCUCUUGAAUCAGUCCACAGAGAGGGAGAUUUCUUGCUCCGAAGGAAGAGAAGUGUGCUUGGGUCAGCUGACUCGGAGAAUGAUCCUAAAGCUGGUUUUUAUACAUUGAGGUCAUCUUUAAGAGCGUUGCGGUUCUUUGAUGGCAUCUCAUGCAUCAAAUCUUUCAUGUGGGCGGCCUCAUCAAGGUGCAUUUACUGAUGCUUUAUACAAAGAGCUGUGGCAUGCCUGUGCUGGCCCUCUUGUCACCCUUCCUCGAGAGGGAGAGCAUGUCUAUUAUUUUCCACAAGGUCACAUGGAGCAGCUUGAAGCAUCAACGAACAGAGGCUUGGAACAGCAAAUGCCUUCUUUCAAUCUGCCCUCUAAAAUCCUUUGCAGGGUAGUCAAUAUUCAGCUCCGGGCCGAACCUGAAACAGAUGAAGUUUAUGCACAGAUAACUCUGCUACCUGAUCCUGAACAAAAUGAAGUCACAAGCCCAGAUCCUCCCCUCCCAGAGCCUCCAAGGUGCAAGGUGCAUGCCUUUUGCAAGACGCUUACCGCUUCUGACACGAGUACUCAUGGGGGAUUUUCUGUCCUACGGAGGCAUGCUGAAGAGUGUCUGCCACCCCUAGAUAUGUCCCAGCAGCCUCCUUGGCAGGAAUUGGUUGCAACUGAUCUACAUGGCAAUGAAUGGCAUUUCCGACAUAUUUUUCGAGGGCAACCUAGGCGCCACCUACUCACUACUGGAUGGAGUGUCUUUGUGAGCAACAAGAAGUUGGUAGCUGGCGAUGCCUUUAUAUUCUUGAGGGGUGAAGAUGGAGAGUUGCGCGUUGGAGUUAGGAGAUUAAUGAGACAGCAAAGCAACAUGCCAUCCUCUGUUAUAUCUAGUCACAGCAUGCAUCUUGGGGUUCUGGCCACUGCAUCUCAUGCCAUUGCAACUGGAACUCUCUUUUCUGUUUUCUACAAGCCAAGAACAAGUAGGUCAGAGUUCAUUGUGAGUCUCAAUAAAUAUCUUGAAGCACGGGCCCACAAGCUAUCCAUUGGAAUGAGGUUUAAGAUGAAAUUUGAAGGUGAAGAAGUUUCAGAAAGAAGGUUCAGUGGCACAAUCAUUGGUGUUGGAGACAGCAUGUCAUCUGGAUGGACUGAUUCUGAAUGGAGAUCCUUAAAGGUCCAAUGGGACGAACCUUCAUCAAUCUUGCGUCCUGACAGAGUUUCACCGUGGGAAUUGGAGCCACUUGUUGUGACUGCUCCUUCUAAUUCCCAACAAGUACAAAGGAACAAGCGAGCACGGCCACCUGCUUUACCAUCAUCAGUGACAGAACUUCCUGUGUUUAGUGCGCCUAAAGCUCCUGAGAAUUCUUCAGAUUUUCCAUAUGGCGAUUCCCAGAGGGGAAGAGAUGUCUAUCUCUCUCCCAAGUUUUCUCCAUCUGCUAGGUCAAAGUCUGUUAGUUACAAUGGGAAUGGUUCACCAGCUGCUUUAUCCGGCUACACAGUCAACUGGUCUAGCCAUGUGGAAACUACGACCGAUCCAUGUACACCAGUUAAUGGGAAAGAAUCUAGUGAAAAGAGAGAGAAUGGUGGUAGUGGCUGCAGGCUAUUUGGCGUUCAGCUACUUGACAGUGCCAAAAAAGAAAGUUUAUCAGUAACCUUGGCUGUAGGACAGAGGGACGAAGAUAAAACUGCUCUCUCUGUGGAUGGUGAUUCCAAAGAGCACCAAGAACCCUCAUGUAUGAAUCAUUUUGACAAUCCUUCUGCAUGUUAUGAUCCAGAGAAAUCAUGCCCCAAUUCUUCUCAGGAUCUACAAAGCAGGCAAAUUCGGACUUGUAUUAAGGUUCACAUGCAAGGAAUUGCUGUUGGGAGAGCUGUCAAUUUGGCACAGUUUAGUUGUUAUGAGGACCUGCUCAUACGAUUUGAAGAAAUGUUUGAGAUUGAAGGCGAGCUCUGUGGAUCAAUGAGAAAAUGGCAGGUUGUCUAUACUGACGAUGAAGAUGACAAGAUGAUGGUUGGAGAUGAUCCAUGGCAUGAAUUCUGCAGAAUGGCAAAGAAGAUUUACAUUUACACUACAGAGGAAGUAAAGAGGUUGUUGCCCAAAAUAAAGCUUCCGGUUGAAGAUGUCAGCCCAGCCAAUGUAGGGUCUGAUGUUGCGGUCAACACUGAUGAUCGCUCAUCGGUUGUGGGUUCUGGCUGCUGAUGUCAUGCCUCUAGUAAUGAUACUGCCAUGUAGGAAGAGUGGUAUGCUUCAUUUUCUGCGUGCAGCUUGUAUUGCGAAAGGUGAGCAGCAUUGUCUUUCAAUUUUGCUCUGUGAUUGAAGUUGUGAUUGUAUAUAUCUGAUCAGUCUUGUUGUAACUUGAACCUCCUGUAUGGGUUUUAAUGGCAAGUUAGUGGAAAACACGUGAAAGAUAAAUGUAUUGUUCCGUGGUA